This is a messenger RNA of Marchantia polymorpha subsp. ruderalis, 814 nucleotides long. The record is from the annotation of a GenBank genome assembly. Lineage: Eukaryota; Viridiplantae; Streptophyta; Marchantiopsida; Marchantiales; Marchantiaceae.
UGGAGCAAUUAAGGUCCGAUUGUCCGGGCGAGAGAUCUUCCUUUCACUCGAUCCACCGCAAGCGAGCGAGGAAGGUGAAGGAAUGAAUGCAGGCGUUAUUGUAGACAGAGACCAACAGGGGGCCUUGACCCAAGAGACAGAGACAGAGAGAAGGGAGAAGAUGAGAGAACACUUCAAACUCAACUCAUGACUCAUCUUCUUGCCAGAUCUGUCCGUGUCAAGAACCUGCUUAUGUAUCAACAGUUGAUUCUCAGGUGGCCCGGAUUAUCCCCGUCCUUCUUCUCCGACAUUCAUGUCCUCAGCUCAGCCGAGGACAAGUCCGAAGGCGGCAGAUGUACGAAGGCGGACAUUGACAUUUCGACCACACCGGCCCCAUUCUCCACUCCUUCAGAUGUGGAGAAUGGGUCAACUUUCCCGCACAGGAGGAUUCACUUUGCCUGUUCGAUCUAUGAACUCUCCAGUUGCAGAAGCCAGAAUCUGUAGUUUUCGACAUCCUUCUGUCCGACUAGAUUGAGUACUCGUCCAGCUUCUGAAACGCGACGCCACGGCGACUCUCUGGAAAUAUGUGCGUGGUCGUCUGGAGAGUAAGACGGCGUAAUUAUCUGGCUACGAUCAUCCAAUCGAUCAAGGGCAUACAAGACUUGUCUUCGUCUGUCGUCCACCGUGUUGAACAGCGUUGAGUGUGAGUUCUACCAGGUCACACCCACGAAGUUAUCGGCCUUCAGAAGAGGUUGAGAAUCUUUUACCUCGUAAAAGAUGGCAAGCUCUUAUUUCCAUGGCAAUCGGAAGAGAUGAACUAUCCACGGGAUGCAAG